Molecule: messenger RNA, 887 nt
Organism: Chiloscyllium plagiosum (whitespotted bambooshark)
Lineage: Eukaryota; Metazoa; Chordata; Chondrichthyes; Orectolobiformes; Hemiscylliidae
Source: RefSeq, a predicted model, not a curated record
ACCCUCGGGUGCUGCUAUUUCGUCACGCCCCGAGACUGUGGGUGCUGCAAAUGGGCCGCUCCAAGUUCCAAUUUUUGAAGACUUUGGCUUUUCUCGCGUUGAGUGUCGGGCAUGUGAGAACGUCUUCUCCCCAGGAUUGCCAUGGAGAUGGCCCUGUUAAAGAUUACAUCACACGCUGUGAUUUCAACGAUGACGCCAAACCCUACUGCGACUGGGUCCAACCAGUAGGCAGCGACGAUGGAGACUGGGACCGCUCGAAAGGUUCGGUAUUAACCAAGCCAUUGGAGGACCAUCCUGCUCCUUGGGACGGGGCCAACAGGACAGGUUACUACAUCUACCUGGAUACUGUCAAAUAUCAUCCCAAACAGUUCAUCCGUCUGGAAAGUUCGACUGUGAAUGUCACUGGCGAUGUGUGUGUCGAGUUCUCUUACUACAUGUAUGGAGGGUUUGAUAAUGGACAGACCCUCAGAGUCCUACUCGCUCAAGACCCAGGCGACAUGCAGCUGUGGAGUCGCAACGUAUCCCAGAGCCACGCCUGGCUGUCGGGGUCAGUCACCAUCCCGGGGCAGACCAGCGGCACCGUCCGGGUUAUUUUUGAGGCGACCCGAGGCGGGAACGACUCGGCUCAAACGGCGCUGGAUAACGUUGCCAUAACGAUGGGGCCUUGCUUCGCUUGUAUCAGAGGUUGCGAUUUUGAUGAGGACCUGUGUGGUUGGACGACAGAGAAGUAUGUGGGUGAUAAAGAUGAUUUUGGCUGGCAACAGUGGACAGGCAACACACCCACAGAUCACUCAGGCCCUGAUGAUGACUUCUCCAAGCCUGGCUGUAAGGAAACAGUGUUUUUAAAAUCAUACUCACAGAAUUACUGCAGCACAAAUCAACUUUAG